Aureobasidium musti is the source of this 689-nucleotide messenger RNA. Lineage: Eukaryota; Fungi; Ascomycota; Dothideomycetes; Dothideales; Saccotheciaceae. The record is from the annotation of a GenBank genome assembly.
CUCUUGCAAUUGCUUUGUUACUUGCCUAUAAGUCUUCCGAUAUGGACAGUUCUGGAAAUAGCCAACAUUGGGCUGACAGCCCCUGUGAGCUGGUGCAUACGCCGCAGUUUCUGACCAAGAAAGAGGAUAUCUGGACAAAGGGCGCGACACACAUGGCACUACUUCACAACGCCAUUCUUCGAGGCUUUAACAGCAUCUAUCUUCAAGCACCUUAUGUCAAAGUCGAGGACUACGCGGCCUUUGUUGGAUACAGUCUCACCUGGUAUCGUUUUGUCAAGAGCCACCACGAUGACGAAGAGGCGGAGCUGUUCCCGAAAGUCGAUGACAUUCUGAAAGAGGAAGGUAUCUGGAACGAAACACAUCAAGAGCAUGGUAUACAUGACAUUUGCAGCACUGACCUGGCCGCGAAACUAACAUACUGUAGGNNUUCGUUCCUUGAGGGUCUUGCAAAUUUCCAUACCUACUUGAUCAAUCUUCCCUCGGCUUCUUCAUUUGACGGCACCAAGCUCGUUGCCAUCAUGGAUACAUUCCGGGAGCCUUUUACACAUCACUUCCACAACGAAAUAUCUACCAUUGCAUGGAUGAUGGUCAACAUGUUUGGCAGUUGGAACUGGGGUUGGUGGAAGUUUGCGAGCUGUGAUGCUCAAGGUAAUCCCAGACCGGUGUAUGCGCUCGAGAGUCAUAAACUA